UCAACAGCAAUAUUUUAUUGAAACAUAUUUUAAAUCUAAAAAUGCAGUUUAACCAGCCACAGCUGAUUCUCAUUGUAGAUGAACAUCUACACAGGUGUUACUCCUUCAAUUUCAUUACAAAAGGAGACAACUGCUGAAUAGGUUUGUUUUGUGAUGUAAACAUGGACCCAGCCAGAAAUGGAGAAGUAGCUGAAAGAGGAAGAAGAGUGGCUGGGAGGGGGCGAGGAAUACGUAUGCGUGGUGGAAGAAGAAUAAGAGGAAGAUCAAGAGCUGUAGUCGCAGAUGAGAUCAGAGCUACUGUAAUUGAUCAUGUAGUAAAUCAUGGUCACUCGAUGAGAGAGGCUGGUCAGAGAGUGCAGCCAAAUCUGCAACGCUCUACAGUGGCAUCUAUUGUUAGAGUUUUCCGGCAAACCAACAGGACUCAACGGUUACCUCACACAGGAGGGAGAGGACGGAUGUUCACUGAUGUGCAGGAAACUGCCAUUGUUGAUAUGGUCAUCAGAAACAAUGGGAUAAAACUCACUGAAAUUAGACACAGAGUCUUGGCAGACAACGUUACUUUCGGAAAUAUUCACAGUGUAAGCAUAACAACAAUUUCUAGAGUCCUGAAAAAACAUCAGGUCAAGAUGAAACAGUUGCACACUGUGCCUUUUAGAGGAACUCUGAACAUGUCAAGCAACUCAGGAACCAGUAUGUCCAGAGAGUCAUGGAGAUUGAAGGCAGGCAAACACACCACAUUUUCAUCUUUGUGGAUGAGGCAGGUUUCAAUCUGGCCAAAGCACGGCGACGAGGGAGGAAUGUGAUUGGGAAGAGAGCCACAGUGAAUGUCCCGGGCCAGAGGGGUGCCAACAUCACAAUGUGCGCAGCAAUAUCCACUGAUGGACUGCUGUUACACAGACCACUAAUUGGGCCAUACAACACUGAACGGCUCCUUGCGUUCCUGCAUGAUCUCUAUGGAAGGGUUGUGCUAGGUGAGGAAAGGGAUGCGGAGAGAAGGAAUCAGCCAACAUUUAUAAUUGUAUGGGACAAUGUGGCAUUUCAUCACUCCCGUGCAGUCACUGAGUGGUUUGCAGCCCAUCCCAGAAUGGAGUCUCUUUUCCUCCCACCUUACUCUCCAUUCCUCAACCCCAUAGAGGAAUUCUUUUCCUCAUGGCGGUGGAAGGUUUACGACCAUCAUGAUCAAAUGUCCCUCCUGGAUGCAAUGAAUGCUGGAUGCCUGGAGAUAUCAGCAGGAGAUUGCCAGGGAUGGAUCAGGCAUGCCAGAAGAUUCUUUCCUAGGUGUAUUGCCCUAGAUGACAUAAGAUGUGAUGUGGAUGAGAACCUGUGGCCAAAUGGAGAAGACCGAGUAGAUUAGCAUUACUAUUGUAUGUGUAUCAGUGGAUGGUGUGUAUACAAAUUCUUGUAUUUUGGGAUUACUUAGUGCAAAAAAAUAAGAAUACAUAAACAAAUAUUAACGAA
Messenger RNA from Oreochromis aureus, 1458 nucleotides. RefSeq lists its product as uncharacterized. Bases 162 to 803 code for a protein of 213 amino acids. NCBI's taxonomy places the organism in Eukaryota, Metazoa, Chordata, Actinopteri, Cichliformes, Cichlidae. The transcript has 3 exons. The record is from RefSeq and is a predicted model, not a curated record.